GUCAGGCCAAUUUUGGACACUGUACAGGAAAUAAAUACAAAAUGAGUCUCGGCGGCGCAGUUAAAUGAGGAAUAAACUGUUCAUAUUUUGGUAAAAAUGGACCGCUUUUCGUGGUCAAAUGGGCUUUUAGAAAUAAAUGAAACUUUAGUAAUCCAGCAGCGGGGGGUGAGGCUGUAUGACGGUGAUGAUAAGGCGAAGCUGGAUGUUGGAGUUGCCUUGUUGAGCACCCAUCGGUUGAUCUGGAGGGACAUUAAAAAUCAUGAAUGCUGCGUAGCCAUGCCCCUGUCACAGAUCAUCUUCUUUGAGGAGCAGGCUGCAGGAAUAGGAAAGAGUGCAAAAAUAGUCAUUCACCUGCAUCCAGCACCUGCCAACAAGGAGCCAGGUCCCUACCAACACAGCAAGUACCCCUACAUCAAGCUGUCCUUCAAAGAACAUGGACAGAUUGAGUUUUACAGGAGGCUAACAGAAGAAAUGACUCAGAAGAGAUGGGAGAGUACACCUGUUUCACAAUCCAUCCCCACAGGAACUGGCCCUCAGGCAGGAAAGAUACGUGCAGUGGGGAUUGUUGGCAUCGAGAGGAAGAUAGAGGAGAAGAGGAAAGAAACAGACAAAAACAUUUCAGAGGCCUUCGAAGACCUCAGUAAGCUGAUGGUGAAGGCCAAAGAGAUGGUGGAGCUGUCCAGAUCUAUAGCCAACAAAAUCAAAGACAAGCAGGGAGACAUAACAGAGGAUGAGACAAUCCGGUUCAAGUCCUACCUCCUGAGCAUGGGUAUAGCUAACCCUGUAACCAGGGAAACGCAUGGAUCGGGCACACAUUACCACAUGCAGCUGGCCAAGCAACUGGGAGAUAUGCUCCAGGCCCCUCUAGAGGAGCGUGGGGGAAUGAUGGCUCUCACUGAGGUGUACUGUCUCGUCAACCGUGCCAGAGGGAUGGAGCUGUUAUCUCCAGAGGAUUUGGUAAACGCAUGCAAGAUGUUUGAGUCAUUGAAGCUCCCACUGAGGCUGCGUGUGUUUGACAGCGGUGUGAUGGUGGUCCAGCUGCAGUCUCACAGCGAAGAGGAAAUGAUAGCCUCGGCACUGGACAACGUGUCAGAGAAAGGCUCCCUGACAGCAGAGGAGUUUGCAAAGCUCUUGGGUCUCUCUGUUCUUCUGUCUAAAGAGCGGUUGCUGCUGGCUGAGAAGAUGGGCCACCUGUGUAGAGACGACUCUGUUGAGGGUUUGAGAUUCUACCCAAACCUCUUCUGACCUGUUUACUGUCACUAUUGUUGAGAUAGAGAAAAGUAACUUAAACUGGGCUGCGCUGUCUGUACUGAUAGACUGAUGCAUUAAAACAAUCCUCUGACCUCUACAUGUAUACACUGGUGUCCAGCAGUAGAGUACCUGCUCUGCUUGUACUGUGCUAUCCAGUCUAGUUAUAAUGUUGUUAAACGGUUGGUGUUCUGUUAGUGCAAAUCCACUGUAGGUACCACCAGCUAUUUUUUAUCUAGGUGUAAGAGGUAGGCUCUGUCUUUAAAAUGAAUCUGCAAACUGCUAAUAUUGUACAUGCCGCAAAGUGUUCUCAGACCUGCUCUACUUGGUGAAUCUUUAGUAAUAAAUGGGUUCAGGAAAAUUGGCUUAA
This is a messenger RNA of Lates calcarifer (barramundi perch), 1618 nucleotides long. RefSeq names its product vacuolar protein sorting 36 homolog (gene vps36). Gene Ontology annotation, molecular function: phosphatidylinositol-3-phosphate binding; ubiquitin binding. The record is from RefSeq and is a predicted model, not a curated record. The transcript has 14 exons. Gene Ontology annotation, biological process: protein transport to vacuole involved in ubiquitin-dependent protein catabolic process via the multivesicular body sorting pathway. Bases 97 to 1245 code for a protein of 382 amino acids. Lineage: Eukaryota; Metazoa; Chordata; Actinopteri; Centropomidae. Gene Ontology annotation, cellular component: ESCRT II complex; late endosome membrane.